Messenger RNA from Folsomia candida, 1541 nucleotides. Its product is annotated as cell division cycle protein 123 homolog. Gene Ontology annotation, cellular component: cytoplasm. The transcript is spliced from 5 exons. The record is from RefSeq and is a predicted model, not a curated record. The coding region runs from base 182 to 1342 and encodes 386 amino acids. NCBI's taxonomy places the organism in Eukaryota, Metazoa, Arthropoda, Collembola, Entomobryomorpha, Isotomidae.
CUCGAUGCUGCCUAACCUCUCUCCGGCCAAGUUCACUUCAUACUCGCACGAACGAACGACCAGAAACAACCACGACUGACUGACCAUCAUCAUCAUCAUUCACAGAAGAGCACAGUAAAAUUAACCAAAAACUGGGUUUAUCGUCCAGUCAACUUGAGCUAAUUUGGGUGUUAUCAGUAUAAUGUUGUCUAAUUCGUCGUCUACUUCAUCUACCGAUUCGACCAGUGAGAUUGGCGAUAUUUUAGAUCCUAAGAGACAUACUCUUCCUACGUGUUGGCUGAAAAACUUUUCACAUCUGACGCAACCAGCGAAAAGUAUUACUAUUUCAAAGAAUGCACUGGUGUUUUUGCAAAACCCUGAGUUGCACAUGGUCCCAGCAUCUCCAAGACGUGGGGAGGAGGAAGAUAACGAGGAUGCUGUGAGUUGGGGGUCAUCUCCGUCUUCGCCGGUGCCAGGAUUUCCAGCGGAUGAGGGAGAUUCGACGUCAGAAGAUGAAAGUAUCGAGAUUAAUAGGUCGUCAUCGCCCAUUUUACCGCCGGGGUUGUGGGAAGAUGUGGAAAAGUUGAAAUGUUCAUUGAAUAAGGCCAUUGAUGCUCUGGGGGGUGCGGUGAUUCCAAAGGUGGACGCUAAGACGCCAAAAGACGCACGUUGGCUUGCGCUCAAUAAAAGUUUGCGUUGUCAGAGCGCAGAGGAGAUUUUUCUGUUGCUCAAGCACUCCAACAUUGUCGAUCAAGUAUUGGACGAUCCUACCGUUGCUGCCCCGUUGCCUAGGAUUGAAAGUCAUCUUCAACGCCGGUCUCGUCCUCAUACGAUUACCCUUUUUAAAUGGGAUGACCAGUUCGGACCCGAGUAUGAGUUCCGCUGUUUCGUAGUGAAUAAGAAGCUUGUGUUGAUUACUCAACGUGACGAGAAUCAAGCUUAUCCUGCAAUGAUGCAAGACCGGGAUGGUAUUAUACAGGACAUCCACUCCUUUUUCAGACAACACAUCUACGGUCGUUUUCCACUGAAUAAAUACAUUUUCGAUGUAAUAAGAACGUUAAAUCGCAUGGUCCUCAUCGAUUUCAAUAUUUUUGGGUGGGAGACUGAACCUAGUUUGACAAGUUAUGACGAACUGACUCAUCUUGUCACAGAAAUGGAGAAUAAUCUAAGCAAUGGUGGGAUUGGACGCGGACUCGUGGAUUCUGAAAAAUACGGCGAACCAUACUUUAGAUACGCCACAGAAGCUGUAAUUGCCUCGUCAAAUCCAGAUCUCCAGUGUCCCCUUCCUCUCGAAAUGAAUACUUGGGUGCUGCAGACACCUCCGUCUUCUUCGGAACAGAGCAAUAAUAACAGUCUGAGCUAAUUUCGUCUUUCUUGAUCUCUACUUUGCGAAAAUAGAGAAGUACCUUAUUCUGGUAGUAUCUUUUUUAUACUGCAUCUUACUGUUAACUGACAAUAUCUACUUAUGAUGAUCUCAUGUAAGCUCGGUGAUUGAUGGUUCUAAAUUUUUUGUAAAACUUAUACAAACGAAUACGAGUAAAAACAAUAUACAAACGAACAGA